Messenger RNA from Chlorella variabilis, 1464 nucleotides. RefSeq lists its product as hypothetical. Gene Ontology annotation, biological process: carbohydrate metabolic process. The transcript is spliced from 13 exons. Bases 1 to 1464 code for a protein of 487 amino acids. Gene Ontology annotation, molecular function: catalytic activity; cation binding. Lineage: Eukaryota; Viridiplantae; Chlorophyta; Trebouxiophyceae; Chlorellales; Chlorellaceae. The record is from RefSeq and is a predicted model, not a curated record.
AUGGUACUGGAGCUUGUGCCUGCCGGCCAGUUCAUCCCCACCCCCGCUGCCGCCGCCGCGCCGCAGCCGGCAGGCGGCGAGGGCCAGGCGCCGGCGCUUAAGGCCGUGCCGGAAGCAGUGCAGACGGCGGUGAAGGAGGUGCAGCUGAGCCGACACGGCGACGACUGGGGCGCAGACCUGCCCCCCGGCCUGGCCCCCCACGGCACCGCCUACCGCCUGGUGCUGACCGGUCCCGGCGGCUCCCGCCUGGUGCGGCGCGACCCCUGGGCCCGCUCUGCGGAGCACACAACCUCUUGGUGCUUUGUGCACAGCGCCGACGCCUACCAGUGGCGCCACCCGGACUGGCAGCCGCUCAGCUUCGACAAGUACAUCAUCUACGAGAUGCACGUCGGCUCCUUCACGCCGGAGGGCACGCUGGCGGCUGCCGCCGCCCGCCUGCCUCACGUGGCCGCCCUGGGCUUCACCCUCAUCGAGCUGAUGCCGUGCCAGGAGCACUCCGACCCGUGGGGCUACAACCCGCGUCAGCUGCUGGCGCUGCACCGUCCGAUGGGCACGCCAGAGGACAUGAAGGCUUUUGUGGACACGGCCCACGGGCUGGGGGUGGGGGUGAUGAUGGAUGUGGUGCUGCACCAUGGCGCCCCCUCUGGCAACAUGCUGUGGGACUGGGACGGGUGGGAGCAGGGCGCCAACGGCGGCAUCUAUCACGAGGGCGCCCCCGACUGCCCCUGGGGCCGCCAGUGGGACCUGCCCCGCCUGCGCACCGCCAUGGGGGUGCACUUUGGCUUCGAGAGCCCCACCCAGUGCAUCAAGUACAUGACUGGGUCGCACGACCAGGUGGGGUGCCAGCGCAAUGGCGGCUGGUAUCAGGAUUAUGCGCCCGUGGGCGGCCACCACAGGUACGCCGUGGACCAGUUCUGCGGCGGGCGCACCGACCCCAACGCCGCCGCCUGCGCGCGCCUGUGGUAUGCGGCCAACGUCGCUGCCGCUGGGCUGCCCAUGCUGUUCAUGGGAACAGAGUUUGCCCAGAGCGGCUGGUGGCACAACGACGAGCACCACCGCCUGCAGUGGGACAACGCCGAGGACGACAUAGGGCGGGGCAUGAUGGCGGCGGUGGGGGACGCCAACCGCUUGCGGGCGAGCUACCCCGCGCUGCGCUACGGCUGGGCCAACUGCAUCCACGAGGAUAGAAAGAACGGCGUCAUGGGGUACGAGCGCUGCUCCGCGGGCGAGACGCGCGUGGUGGUGGUGGUGAACGCGGCGCGGCAGCGGUGGCAGGAGGGCGACUAUGGGCUGUGGGUGGGCGGCGGCGGCACCUUCAAGCAGGUCUACUGCUCGCAGGACUCAGCCUAUGGCGGCGACCCGCAGUGGCGCAGCAACGAUGUGGUGCAGGAGUAUGACGGCCGCAUCUACCUCAGCCUGCCCCCCUCCUGCACCCUGGUGCUAGUGCAGCAGCCCGCAGAGUGA